AUUACAUGAUCUUACACGAUGUCUGAAUCCUACGAAUACCUAUUUAAAUUUUUAGUAAUAGGAAGUGCUGGGACGGGAAAAUCGAGUCUUCUCAAUAAUUUCAUUGGAAACAAAUUUAAAGAAGAUAGAUGUCACACAAUCGGAGUCGAGUUUGGUUCGAAAAUUGUAAACAUAGGAGGAAAGUCUACUAAAUUACAGAUAUGGGAUACGGCCGGGCAGGAAAGAUUCCGUUCAGUUACACGCUCUUAUUAUAGAGGUGCCGCAGGAGCUUUGCUUGUAUAUGACAUUACAUCUCGAGACUCGUUUAAUGCUCUAUCGAAUUGGCUCAGAGACGCCAGAACUUUGGCUAGUCCAAAUAUUGUGAUUUUACUUGUGGGAAACAAAAAAGACAUGGAAGAAUCAAGAGAAGUCACAUUCACAGAAGCUAGUCAGUUCGCCCAAGAAAAUGAAUUGAUGUUCCUGGAGACUAGUGCUAAAACGGGCGAAAAUGUAGAGGAAGCUUUCUUAAAGUGUUCUAAAACCAUUUUGGCAAAGAUUGAAACAGGAGAGUUAGACCCUGAAAGAAUAGGUUCCGGCAUACAAUAUGGUACCGGCACAUCCAAGAGGCUUAGCGCUCCCAAGAAACCUGCUAGAAAUCCGUCUGAUUGUGCCUGCCAUGUAUGAAGUGUUUAGAAACUCAUUAACAUAGAAUGCAUGAUCAGCAGGCGGAUACUAAAUUCAUAUAAACAUCAAUGUUUUAUUGCGGUCUCACUUUUUAAUCACUACUACAUAUUUUAAAAUAAGUAUCUACCUAUGUAAGUGUGAAAAGUAACACGAAG
This is a messenger RNA of Spodoptera exigua (beet armyworm), 818 nucleotides long. The record is from the annotation of a GenBank genome assembly. NCBI's taxonomy places the organism in Eukaryota, Metazoa, Arthropoda, Insecta, Lepidoptera, Noctuidae.